GACCAUACCUUCAACUCGACCCUCGCACCCACGCCAACAUUGUUUCUUCUUGCUUCUUUUGAGAUUGACAGCCUCACAUGGUCAAGUCGAAUCGUUCCAGAUAUCUCCUCACAUUUGUAACUGUAACCUCUACCAUCGUCAUUAGCGUCAUUCCGCUUUUCUCUCUUACUGUACACGUGCUUUCAAUACAGACAGACCAGUGCCACCCAAGAACCACGCUUCCUGGAUUAAAGUCUCCCGAGCUGAAGCAUCCAUCCCAUGAUCAGCCAGCCAGUCAAGAGUGUGAUACUGUAUAAAUUCCAGCCACAAACGAAGCUGUCCCCGUCGAAACUCUGAGUGUGCACAUAGUCCAAGGGCCUUCUGUAUGUGGUCCACCGCGCGUUGCAUGCGGCGACUGCAAGACGCGAACGUUUGAUGUGAGAGGGAGGACAUGGCAGAGAGAAGCUUUUCGCGCGCUAGCAAUUGACAGCAAUCCGUGCAAAGAUCUCAGCACCCACCACCAACACGCGAAAGGGAGGUAGCACCCGGGCGAGCGGGCAACAACUGCAGAUACAAGUUUCGUGUGCGAAACAGCAGAGCGGCGAAGACGCAAGACCAAUCUCAUGGAAUGUCGGGCCACAACGACGGGGUCAAUCUCCCGUCAAGUCUGCACCUAUUCCCAGAAACCCAAACCGCAUGCGGUCAAGCAUCGAAAUGGCAACAAGACGGCGAGAAUGACCCCUCCCCUCCUACAAGCGGGAAUGAUGUUCGUAAAAUUGGCUCUUGCCCCCUCAUUCCGUUCGAGAAGAACGCAAACGAGGAGUGUUGAAUAUCUCCCGCUAGUUUAGGUGCACGUGUCACGAGGUAUAAAAGACGCGCGACCAGAUAAGAACGGGAUUUCGAACGAGUCGUCACAGCUCGGGCCUGCGCUUCGCUGGGGCGCCUUGACGAGCCUCGUUCCGCCAAGGAGGGGCAGUCAUGCUACAACCCUGUCAAGUCUCGCAACGAACCUCCGAGUGCAGUAUGCAGUACGUCGGACGACGCCCAGACUUACAUCUACCAAAGCCGAGCCGCGUGCCCGCACGCGCUCUAGCCGCCAGAUACGCCCAUCAUCGGCUGAUUGUCGAUCAUCACCCGUCUCACGCUCGAGCUUUCUGGCUUUUGCUAUAUGAUUGCGUCAGGUGACGCCAUUGUGACGAGGUCGCACUCGUGUGCUUCCAUAGCCGAGGUGUUACAGUAUCGCACCGAAGCGUCCUCUCGUCGGACCAACUCCGGACGCGAAGGCCGGACGAGCUGAGGUCUGAUACGUCAGCUUGUCGGCUUUGUCAUGGUGUGAAGAGCUUGCGUGCUUGGGGCAAUACGGAAAGAAGGCUUUGAGGCUGAAACGAUUUGCAUUCGAGGUCUGCAAAUCUU
Ceraceosorus bombacis is the source of this 1392-nucleotide messenger RNA. Lineage: Eukaryota; Fungi; Basidiomycota; Exobasidiomycetes; Ceraceosorales; Ceraceosoraceae. The record is from the annotation of a GenBank genome assembly.